Haplochromis burtoni (Burton's mouthbrooder) is the source of this 3608-nucleotide messenger RNA. RefSeq names its product solute carrier family 6 member 11a (gene slc6a11a). NCBI's taxonomy places the organism in Eukaryota, Metazoa, Chordata, Actinopteri, Cichliformes, Cichlidae. The transcript has 14 exons. Gene Ontology annotation, biological process: sodium ion transmembrane transport. The coding region runs from base 801 to 2558 and encodes 585 amino acids. The record is from RefSeq and is a predicted model, not a curated record. Gene Ontology annotation, cellular component: membrane.
ACAAACUGCACAUCUGGAAAGGCACAGAGCUGAAAGGUCUAUACAUUAUUUAGAGCAACUUAUGCUCCCCUCAACGAUCUUUUUUGAAGUCGGCCUUGCAUAUUUCUUUAAGACAAUGCUAAACCGCACGCUGCAGUGUGUACACUACAGUAUAGCUUCACAGUAGAAGAGUCCCAAAUUUCCCUCUAAAAAUAAACAAAAUAUCUAUAAGUCUUCAUUAUUAAGAAGACAACAUGGUGCUUAGGCAUUUAGUUGAACUUCUUCUGAUGGAACAAAAUGUACACCGCACAGCACACAGAAAAUGGCAUCUAAUGAGGCUUUAGAAAUUCUUGGCCUCCUGGCAAAGACUCUCUUGGGGGCUUCAGUAUUAAGUAUUGGAAAUUCCCUGCAUGAUCCUUGUUUUAUUACACAAAACUGUAAUAAUGUAUAACAAUAUACAUAAAUGCAAGAAGACUGAGAGGAGGCUAAUCUCUGUUUUUAACUUGGUUAAACUAUCACUAUUACUGUAGUUGUUAGUCAUUUAUAGGUGGUUUGAGACAGUGAACCCUGCUUUCUAAGCCUUCAAUACCAUGCUCAAAAGGAGAUUAGUCACACGUGCUUCUCUCUCCUGUUUGUCGGCUAUAUGCUGGGAAAUUACUUUUGGGUAUAAAUCUAGAGGUCCCCCUUGUGGCCGUGCAGGUCAUCAAUUAGAUAAGCAUUAGGUAACCCAAUACAAAUCUACAUCAGACAGUCCCCAGCCAGUCAAUCCAGACACUCAAGAGUCUUUGCCAGUACUACCAUUAGACCACUUGCUCAGCAGUAUGGCAGACUCUCUGUGCAGGCUGUUUCAUCUCCCCACAAAGAGCACUUCAAAAACUGUUGAAGAGCGUGGCAAGUGGGGCAGCAAAAAGGAGUUCAUCCUGUCUGUGGCCGGUGCUAUUAUUGGACUAGGCAAUGUGUGGAGAUUUCCAUAUCUUUGCUACAAGAAUGGUGGAGGCGCAUUCUUCAUCCCUUACGUCCUAUUCCUUCUCACUUGUGGCAUACCUCUAUUUGUGCUGGAGACGGCACUGGGCCAGUACACUAGUCAGGGGGGGAUCAUGUGCUGGAGGAAGGUCUGCCCCUUGUUUGAAGGCAUGGGAUAUGCAAGCCAGAUGAUCAUUUUCUACGGAGGCAUCAGCUAUAUUGUGAUUUUAGCCUGGGCUUUUCUCUACUUAUUCUCUUCCUUCUCUGGAGAGUUGCCAUGGGCCACCUGUAAUAACACAUGGAAUACAAAUCGUUGUGUGGUAAUAAACAACUACAAUGCCACCCUCAACUGGACUUUACCUGUAAAUUCAUCAUCUUCUGUUGUAGAAUUUUGGCAGCGUCGGGUGUUGAACAUAUCCACUGGCAUAGAGGCCUUGGGAAACAUUCAGUGGGAACUUUCUCUGUGCCUUCUUCUAGCCUGGGUCAUCUGCUACUUUUGUGUCUGGAAGGGAGUUAAAUCCACAGGAAAGGCUACAUAUUUCACAGCCACAUUCCCCUUCAUCACAUUAGCUGUGCUGUUUGUCAGAGGAAUAACCCUUCCCGGAGCUUUCCAUGGGAUCAAAUACUACUUGUAUCCCAAUCCAGCACGGCUUGCUGACCCACAGGUCUGGAUGGAUGCUGGAACACAAAUAUUUUAUUCUUAUGCCAUAUGUUUGGGAUGCCUGACUACACUUGGAAGCUACAACAAGUACAACAAUAACUGUUAUAGAGACUCCUUCUAUCUUUGCUUGUUGAACAGUGGGACCAGCUUCGUAUCGGGCUUUGCGAUCUUCUCAGUUUUGGGCUACAUGUCACAAAAACAGGGUGUGGACAUUGCUACAGUUGCUGAAUCAGGUCCAGGACUUGUCUUCAUAGUUUACCCACAAGCUGUGACCCUGCUGCCAUGGCCUCAGGUCUGGUCUGUGUGCUUUUUCACCAUGAUCAUCUUACUGGGAAUAGAUGGCCAGUUUGCAGGUCUCGAGAGCAUCAUGACCUCGUUAACAGAUGUGUACCCAGCCCAGAUACGAAAAGGAUACCGCAGAGAGCUUUAUCUGAUGCUGAUCUGUGCGCUCUGCUAUAUGUUUGGUCUGUUAUUAGUGUCAGAGGCUGGCGCAUACAUUCUGCAGAUCUUUGAUCACUAUGUAUGCAGUGGGCCCACUCUUCUUCUGAUGGCAAUUUUCCAGUCAGUGAUUAUUGGAUGGAUCUAUGGUGCUCAACGCUUCUGUGACAACAUUGAGGACAUGAUUGGUUACAAACCUCUGUCACUAAUCAAGUACUGCUGGCUGUAUGCCACUCCUCUUAUUUGCAGUGGAACCCUUGUGUUUUUGCUGAUAAGUUACACACCACUGAAAUUCAACAACACCUACGUGUAUCCUUGGUGGGCUUACUGGAUUGGCUGGUUCCUCGCCAUGUCGUCUCUUUCUAUGAUCCCAGUCACUAUGAUCUACAAACUGGCCAAAGGUAGAGGGAGUCUCUGGCAGCGUCUUAAGACCAGCUCCCGCCCAGCAGAUGAUCUUCCAGUGAUGGCAGAGGUGACAGCAAAAGAAAGGGCGAGCUUCACUGCAUGUCCACGAUAAUGGAGCAAAUGACCAUAUUUUUAAAAAAUCCAAACUUUAAGAGCAACUUUAAUUUUUUUUAUUUCAAAAAUAUGUAGAGUAGCUUGUUUACUGCAUGGUUUUAUAUGGUGGGUCAUUUUUAGUACAGCAAAUUGUUUUAACACAAAAAGACCAGCUUGACAGAUCAGAGAUCUAAAAUAAGCUUCUUUUUUUUUUUUAUUAAAUUGUGUUGAAAUUCACUGAAAUUCACUGCCAUCAUUGCUAUAUUCAACUCUAAGCUAAAAGGACAAAGUGGUACAGAACGACAAAGUUCCUCUGGCAUUAAUAUCAGCACAAAAGCUGUGUCCUAGGAGCUACAUGGCAUGGCUUUUCUGUAAGUGUAAUAUGUAGGUGGUGCAGUACUUUUAUCCAUAAAGAUUAUCAUCAUAUUAUCAGCAUUCCAAAUUCUCAUUUGUGUUUUUCACUGGGAGGAAAAAAUAGCAUUUUUUACUACAUAUAAAUUUAAAUGAAUAUACAGUACCUCUUUUACAGUUGUCAUAGGUGUAAUGAUGCUUCCUGCUUGAAUUUAUACAAUAAUUCUACAAUAUCUUAUAAGCUAGUUUUACUUUGUUAUUUUUUAGGGGUAAGUAUUUUCUUGGAUUAAAGUAGUAUUAAGAGCUUUUUUAUUUUACUUCUAUAUUUACGCAUGGAUUUACAUUUCUAUUAAGAACUCUAGAACAGCUAUAAACAUAAUGGGUUUGGGUCACUGACUAUGUGCACCAUGACAGCAUGACAGGUAAAUUUCUGUGGCUAACAUUUAUUCAGGGUCUAAUUCAUGUAUUUUUAUUAAAUAUAAUACACCAAAUAUGUAUAUCCUCCACAAAGGUAUUAGGACUUGCUUGAAUCUGUAACACAAUUUUUUUAACGCUUUAAUUCAGAGUUUUCCUUUUUUCUAAAGUAUUUUUGUACUGAUUAAGGGUUUUUAUUCAACAUGUGACUUUAAAUUUGUAUAAUAAAAUAAUUUUGGGGGUAAUUUUGCUUCUUUGCUUUUAUUUUGCAUGGAAAAAAAAUUACUACAAAAAACGACCACCU